This is a messenger RNA of Phytophthora infestans T30-4, 879 nucleotides long. Its product is annotated as zinc phosphodiesterase ELAC protein 2, putative. Gene Ontology annotation, molecular function: 3'-tRNA processing endoribonuclease activity. Gene Ontology annotation, biological process: mitochondrial tRNA 3'-end processing. The record is from RefSeq and is a predicted model, not a curated record. Bases 1 to 879 code for a protein of 292 amino acids. The transcript is spliced from 4 exons. Gene Ontology annotation, cellular component: mitochondrion. Lineage: Eukaryota; Oomycota; Peronosporomycetes; Peronosporales; Peronosporaceae.
AUGGUCGUGCAAGUGCAGGUGCUCAGCGUGCAGUCCGUGGAGACAGCGCCCAGCCUCCUUCUGUCCACGGAGACGCGGCGUUUCCUAUUCAACGUCGGAGAUGGCACACAGCGCCUGUGUAUGGAGCACCACGUGCGUCUAGCCAAGCUGCAGCACGUUUUCCUGACUGAACUGCGCUCCCACACUGUCGGAGGCCUCCCCGGGAUGGUGCUUACAGUCUCAGACACGGGGAAAUCCGGUCUCCAUGUCCACGGACCGCCCAAUACCAAGCAAUAUCUGAAAGCCACACGCCACUUUUUGUACCGUCCUGAGUUUAAACUAGAAGCCUGCUAUGAAGACGACGAAGUGGUGGUGCACGCUGUAGCCAUAGCGAAGCCACGAUCUGGAGCUAAACGGAAACUGAACGAGAGCCCCACGUCCGAAGGUGAAGAGAGCCAUGUCAGCGUGAGUUAUGUGGUGGAAACGAGACUGCAACGAGGCAAAUUCCUAGUGGAGAAGGCCUUGGCCUUGGGUGUACCCAAGGGCAAAUUGUUCGGACAGUUGCAUCAAGGCAAGGACGUGACAUUGUCCGACGGAAAAGUGGUCAAGUCGAGUGACUGCGUGUUGCCGUCAGUGCCUGCUGCUGCCUGUGUGGUGGUGAGCUGUCCUACCCUUGCACAUGUGGACGCACUAGUGAGUAGUCAAGACUUUAACCGAUACAGAGAGUCGGCGGGUGAAGCUCAAGUGCAGGUGGAAGUGGUGUAUCAUCUCGGAGGUCUCGACGUGCUGCGUCACCCGAAAUACGCAGAGUGGACACGGAGUUUCGGCGCCCAAGCGCCUUCGGCCAAGCUGCAGGCUCAGCUCCACGCCGUCUUUCUGCGUGCUUUUCUCGUCCAAUGA